This is a messenger RNA of Loxodonta africana (African savanna elephant), 9750 nucleotides long. RefSeq names its product ariadne RBR E3 ubiquitin protein ligase 1 (gene ARIH1). Lineage: Eukaryota; Metazoa; Chordata; Mammalia; Proboscidea; Elephantidae. Gene Ontology annotation, molecular function: zinc ion binding; ubiquitin conjugating enzyme binding; ubiquitin protein ligase activity. The record is from RefSeq and is a predicted model, not a curated record. Bases 1 to 1662 code for a protein of 553 amino acids. Gene Ontology annotation, biological process: ubiquitin-dependent protein catabolic process; positive regulation of proteasomal ubiquitin-dependent protein catabolic process; protein polyubiquitination. The transcript has 14 exons. Gene Ontology annotation, cellular component: ubiquitin ligase complex; cytoplasm; nucleus.
AUGGACUCGGACGAGGGCUACAACUACGAGUUCGACGAGGACGAGGAGUGCAGCGAAGAGGACAGCGGCGCCGAGGAAGAGGAGGAUGAGGACGAGGACGAGCCGGACGAUGAUAACCUGGAUCUGGGCGAGGUGGAGCUGGUGGAGCCCGGGCUGGGCGUCGGCGGGGAGCGGGACGGACUGCUGUGCGGGGAGACGGGCGGCGGCGGCGGCAGCGCUCUGGGGCCGGGCGGGGGCGGCGGCGGUGGCGGCGGCGGGCCGGGGCACGAGCAGGAGGAGGAUUACCGCUACGAGGUGCUCACGGCGGAGCAGAUUCUGCAACACAUGGUGGAAUGUAUCCGGGAGGUCAACGAGGUCAUCCAGAAUCCAGCAACUAUAACAAGAAUACUCCUUAGCCACUUCAAUUGGGAUAAAGAGAAGUUAAUGGAAAGGUACUUUGAUGGAAACCUGGAGAAGCUCUUUGCUGAGUGUCAUGUAAUUAAUCCAAGUAAAAAGUCUCGAACACGCCAGAUGAAUACAAGGUCAUCAGCACAAGAUAUGCCUUGUCAGAUCUGCUACUUGAACUACCCUAACUCGUAUUUCACUGGCCUUGAAUGUGGACAUAAGUUCUGUAUGCAGUGCUGGAGUGAAUAUUUAACUACCAAAAUUAUGGAGGAAGGCAUGGGACAGACUAUUUCGUGUCCUGCUCAUGGUUGUGAUAUCUUAGUGGAUGACAACACAGUUAUGCGCCUAAUCACAGAUUCAAAAGUUAAAUUAAAGUAUCAGCAUUUAAUAACCAAUAGCUUUGUAGAGUGCAAUCGACUGUUAAAGUGGUGUCCUGCCCCAGAUUGCCACCAUGUUGUUAAAGUCCAGUAUCCUGAUGCUAAACCUGUUCGCUGCAAAUGUGGGCGCCAAUUUUGCUUUAACUGUGGAGAAAAUUGGCAUGAUCCUGUUAAAUGUAAGUGGUUAAAGAAGUGGAUUAAAAAGUGUGAUGAUGACAGUGAAACCUCCAAUUGGAUUGCAGCUAACACAAAGGAAUGUCCCAAAUGCCAUGUCACAAUUGAGAAGGAUGGCGGUUGUAAUCACAUGGUCUGUCGUAACCAGAACUGUAAAGCAGAGUUUUGCUGGGUGUGUCUUGGCCCUUGGGAACCACAUGGAUCUGCCUGGUACAACUGUAACCGUUACAAUGAGGAUGAUGCAAAGGCAGCAAGAGACGCACAGGAGCGAUCUAGGGCAGCCCUACAGAGGUACCUGUUCUACUGUAAUCGCUAUAUGAACCACAUGCAGAGUCUACGCUUUGAGCACAAACUGUAUGCUCAGGUGAAGCAGAAAAUGGAGGAGAUGCAGCAGCACAACAUGUCCUGGAUUGAGGUGCAGUUCCUGAAGAAAGCAGUCGAUGUCCUCUGCCAGUGUCGUGCCACACUCAUGUACACUUAUGUCUUCGCCUUCUACCUCAAAAAGAAUAACCAGUCCAUUAUCUUUGAGAAUAACCAAGCAGAUCUAGAGAAUGCCACAGAGGUGCUUUCGGGCUACCUGGAACGAGAUAUUUCCCAAGAUUCUCUGCAGGAUAUAAAGCAAAAGGUUCAAGAUAAGUACAGAUACUGUGAGAGUCGACGAAGGGUUUUGUUACAGCAUGUGCAUGAAGGCUAUGAGAAAGAUCUGUGGGAGUACAUUGAGGACUGAGAAUGGCCCCGCAUAAAAUGAACUCUGAAAACUUUACCAUCUAGAGUGCUCAUGCAAUUAAAACAAACAAAACAAACACAAACACAAACAAGGAGGCACUAAGCCUCUUUGACACCACUGGUCUGUAGUACCGGAAUUCUGUUUUGUUAACGGAAAGUUUAAGUAAAUUAUAUUGUAAUAAAAAAAGGUAGAUAAACCAUUGUACAACAGUAUUCUAGGCCGCCAACAAAAGUGUGACAGACACACUAAAAGCCCUCCAACUUUAACUUGUAACGUAGCUUCAUUCUCAAAGCUGACUCCUUUUUUCUUUUUCUUUCCUGAGUGUAGUACAGUUAAAAUUUGAAACAGCUCUUUGACACUGCUUUUCAUGUCCAAACCAGCCAUUUUGUUGUACUUUGGUGAAGGAUCUCUUUUCCUUCCUCCCCUACACAUACAGAUACACCCCCACACACAGAUCGACUCUCUUUCUCUCAUACCCCAAGGUCAUAUGUGAAUGUUGAUUAGCUCCUUGUAAAGAAAAUUCUUGGGGCGGGAAGGGUAGGCAGCAAGAGGAUUAAACAAAAACAAACUUUGUAUAUGACUUUUAAAACAAGAGGACAACACAGUAUUUUUCAAAAUUGUAUAUAGCGCAUAUGCAUGGACAAAGCAAGCGUGGCACGUGUUUGCAUAAUGUUUACUUACAAAAAAAUAUUUAUUCUUUAAAAAUCUUCAAGAUUAUGUCUAUUUGCUGUGCAUUUUCUUUCAGUUUGCUUUAUAUUUCCAGGGUGGGGGGUUGGGAAAACAGGUGUGUUGGCUUAGCCCCUCUGGAAGACCUAACUAGAGCUCUGUGAUUCCCCUUUCCUGCUCCUGAGGUUACUUUGCCCUUUCUGGUUUUCUUAAGUCUGUUGGCUGGUCAGGGGCCUCAUGCCUUGAAUUCCCAGCUCUUCCUGAUCAGGGACAGGGAGGCUGAGCUCUGACUAAAUGCCAUGGAUUGAUAAGGGCUGCCAUGGGGGAGGGGGAGCUUUGUUGCUGUAGUUCAAGACGACUCCAUCCCCGGCCUCAUCCAUUUCCCCAAGCCUUUGUGCGCCCAUGGCAUACACACUGCUAAAGGCUUCCUGACCUACUCAUCACGUCCACAGGAAGCAUUUCAAGUUUUCUUUCCUUUUGAUUUUUUUUUUUUUUAAUUGCUGCUUUGAGCCUUUUAAGAUUUUAGUUACGGCUCUUCUUUUACCCCUUCUCCACGUUAGAGUGUCAAAUAUAAUGUUUUUGCUUUAAAUAUAAAUAGCCAUUCACUUAGUCUCAGAUUGUAAAUUUAAAAUGGCAGAUACUGAAAUUGCCUGUGUGUGUUGCUGUGGGUUCAGUUUGAAGGCCAACACCCCUAGAACAUGAUAUUCCCAUAUAGUGCAUUUGAAUAGAAAUCACUGAGUUUGCUUCUUUUCUAUUGUCAGCAGGUAGGAGAAUUAAUAAUGCAUUUUAGCUGUGAUGUCCAUUUUUAUGAAAUUUCUUCUAAGCUAUGUUAAAAGUAAAGGAUGGUGGUGGUUUUAUUAACUAUAUACCUGUUUCGGCCAUUCUGGCUAUGGUAUUUUUCAACAGGUCAGCAUCCCUAAAUCUGUCAGUUUUAUAUGGGAGUGCAGAGUGAACUAGGCAACUAGAUUAAGAGGUUUUAAUAUUAAAUACCAAUUUCGGCUGUGGACCUCUUUGUCUUCCUUUAAAUGUCUUGCGCCUAGGGGAGUGUUUACCAUUUGUGAGGCAGCUUUGUCUGCUCUUGCACUGUACAUCUUACUACUCCAUUGGGAAGUAGGUUCACUUUCCUCUGGCCGUUUGCCUAAGUUAGGCUUUGCUGAAUCAACCCUACUUUUCCUUUUAGAAAAGGUUGUUACCUGAGAUGUACUUGCAACUGUUCUUUUCCCAUCAAAAAUCAGUGAAUGUUUGCUGAAUAUAUUAUGCUGCUUCCUUAAACCACUUGUCGCUUUAGGAUCGACUUUACCUGAACCUUUUAUCCCCUCCUCCCUUGCCACCUCAGGUGCAAAUCUGAACUCAGUGUCUGCUUCUUCCAUAUUCCCUUCUCCUCCCUUUCCCCAUUAUCCACUUGAUUUUAUUUUACUUUAAAUGACUGCAUCAAUCUUAAAUACAUUUAUCAAAAGUUUUUUUUUUUUAGAAAGCUUGAACAAGUUCCUUUCCCUGGUAACUUUGAAAAGCUGCCAGAGUUGCUAUAUGGAUAUAUGUGGCUCCCUAAAAAUGCUUUGUAUAUGUGUUGUGUCUUUAAAAAAUCUUACCAGUUAACUUCGCACUAUCUAGGUUUGAGUGUCAUAAAUCCUCUUUACAUGCUCCCCUUGCAUCAAGUAUUCACAACCAGUUUGUGCACUUCAUAACGUCCGCCCCCGUGGAGGAGUAGUGCUUUUUAGAGAUGCUGUCUAGUUGCAGUGUUGGCACACUCCCUGAGGGUAUUGCAGUUGUGGGUGCGUUCUCUAAUUUGUAUGGAUCAAGGGGAACUGGCCUUUCCUACUUGCAGGCUUUUAACAGCUAUCUCCGUAUUUGACAGAAUUCCCUGAGUUAACUGUUUUCAUUGUUAGUAUCUUCAAUGCCCGAAACUGGGAUAGGCAAGCCAUAUUGUAUGACAGCUUCCCUGUUUCACCUACUAAGGCUUGCUAUCAGAGGGCUCGAUUCACAGCAAGCAUCAGGGUCUCCCUGUCUUCUUGGGGGCAGUUACGUUGUCUUUUGAAAAGUGCAUGCUUCAUGUGAACAAUUCAUUAAGCAGUAGAUGGACUUUCAGUGAUCUACAAUAAAAUUUUGAUUGGAAGCUCAGGACACAAACCACAGUGGUAAAAUUGAAUAGCAUCUAUUACCAGACUCUAAAUUCUGUGUAUUUUCUGCGACCCAGAUCGUAUGUGUUCUAUGUGUGUUUAAAUAAAAAUAUGAAAUACACAUGUGUAUACAUACACACAUAUACAGCAGCUCCAAGACUGACUGACUUGAUUGGAAAUGGUUGGAUGCAGUGUAAAAUGUGGUUCAGCCAUGGUUAGGAACUGAAAUUCAGUACAAGAGCAUAAAGGACUUGAUGUAACAGAUUUCUCUUAGCUACAAAUCCCGGUAUAGAGCACUUGGGGGAUGGGAGGGGGCGGGUUGGUGAGACAAUCAGACCGGUAAAUUGAUUAAAUGCUCCUAACCCUGUAAUUUUGUGCGUAGAGCACCCUGUGCUGUGGAAAUAACUGUUCUUAGAUUUUCAUUGUAACUGGACUGUUCAGGUUGCCCAGAGGGAAAGAACAUUCCUAAUUCUAAUAAAAUAAACUUUUAUUUUGUUAUUCCAUUAGUUACUUAUGUUUAUUUUUAUAAUUUAAAAAAAAAUUGGUGGCCUGACAACCACCUGUAUUUUGUGCCUUAUUCACUGUUCCUACUUAAUAUAAGAUGUCAACAUUUGGUUCAGUUUCUUUGUAGGGAACUAUGAAUGAGACCGUCCCCUACGACUGACUUGGUGACUAUAGCCUUCGGAGCAUUUCCUGAAAGCCUUCCAAUUUCUGUGUCUCGAACAUUGAAUUUAGAUUUCCAUUUGUGUUGUAACAAUGAUAAUACCGAGAUGCUCAGUAGAUCUUUGAAUGCUGGUUUCUUUUCCUUAAGUCGUUUUCAGUUAACUGUAAAACUCCUUCACAUAACUUCCAUUUUACUUACCCUUCGUAGCUAAUACUGCCUAUAGAGAUGGAGAGUUACCUUCUUAAAGAAGGCUCCAGAGUUGGAGAUACUUGUCAUUGAUACUCUUAGUUUAGAUUUUAGUACAGUUUAAUUUGGUUUAUUUGGAUCUAUAAUUACAAGUGUUUAUCACUUUCAUCUUCAAUGCACUUUCUUAUACUAGCCUUUAAACAAAUGGGGUAGAAAUUGUUCUGUUUUACAAGAGAAGAAAAUGAGGCUCAACAAGGUUAAGUAAUUUUCCCAAGGUUAACAGUUUCUUUCAUCAGGUACUGGAAUUUUCUUGUAUCUGAGACUCGAACGGUAUCACACUCUCUCUUUAUAUCCAUAUUCUGGUCUCAGAAUGACCUAGAAUUCAGUACCAGAAAAGGUGGUUCUUAACUAUGGUUUCGUGCUUUUAAAAUACAUCAAGGACUAUAUAAAUACCUGUCACUGCUACUGUUAGAGGAGUGCUGUAUGAUUUCCAUCUUUAAUUUGUUGUUGCAUCGUUUACAGCUCCUGUGGCCCUGGUUUGCCUAAUUGUUAGAAACCAGCUGUGGUUAGAAAGUAGCCCUUUCCAUCGCACGGGUUUGGGGCAAUCCUCACGUGAAGACUGUGAUGUGAUAGUUAAGGGUAAAUAGUUGAGCAUGAUUUCAUUUGCUAAAUGGUGCCUGAGCAAUUUGCCAUUGUUGACCUGGUCAUUUGUAAACAAAAAAAAAAAAAAUUUCCAAAGUAAAGAAUUUUGGGUUGUGUCUACUAGAAUUUCUUACAGGAGUUGUUUUACAACUGAAAACACGGCAGAACAGCCCAUAUCCAUUUGAUCUCUGCAUUUCUCCUUGAAAUUGGAUGACCAGCUUCCAAAUUUUAAUUUUUUGAUUUCUGUAUGAUUAAAUGCAAUUUGGGGGCAACUAUUGUUGAUCUUUCUCUAGGCAGUAGCAUUUAGGAUAGAAGAAGUAAUGAAUAUCAGAUUCUUUUGAAAAGCAGUUUGAUUAAACAGUAGACAUGCUUCUUUAGUGCCAUUUUUACAGUAGAAGUCAGUGUAUGAAUGAGUCAUACGCUGAUAAGCAGGUCUUAAUGCCAAACCAGUUACCAGUUGCGGUCGAGUCGAUUCCAGCUCACAGCCACCCCACGUGUGUCAGGAUAGUACUGUGUUCCAUAGGGUUUUUAAUGGCUGAAUUUUUUGAAAGUAGAUCACCAAGCCUUUCGAGAUGCCUCUAAGUAGACUUGAACCUCCAACCUUUUGGUUAGGAGCCAAGCAUGCUAACCGUUUGUGCCACCCAGGGACAGCAGUGCCAGGGCACACCCUUGUUACCAUAAUCACAGUUUCAGAUUCUUAAUGUCUACAAGAGGCAGCUAAAUGUUUUUAAAAUGGACUGCCCUGUGUUGUUCGAGAAGCCUGUGAAACCCAGACUUGUGUAUUCUCUCAAUUUUGAAAUGUUGGUGAUUACAGUAUUUUUAAAUAUGAGUCAAAGAAAACCCACUCGUGACCAUCAUUUUCCAACUUCUGUGAGUCUUAGGUUGCAACUUAUAAUAAUUGCAAAGAGAGAAUACAGCUGAGCAUAGGUCAUAAAGAACAAAAGGACCUAUAUUUGGUGAGUUCACAGGCUCAGGGUAGGGCCUAUCAAUGUAGGCCCUAGCUGAGUGGGUUUUGUAGAAUGGUGUUACCCAAGAGUCCAGUGUGUAGUGCCCAGUUUUUGUUUUUUUUUUUCCUUCCAGUUUUCUAGUAAGUGGCCCACUUGGAGAAAAUAAUUCACAAAACCAAAAGCCUGUUGAGCAGUAGACCUGACAAGCAGAGUAGAAUAUUCAGGUCAACCGGCAAUAUGUUCUCUUCCUAAAAGGGAGAAAUCUGAGAAAGUAAAUCGGUGGAGGGCUGGGCAAAAGAAGGUAAGCUUAUAUGCAUUCGAGCGAACGCAAACUUCAACUUAAUCACUUAGAGUUGAAUUCUGAACAUUUUAUAGAGUCCACAAGUUUCUUUUAGCUUCAUUCUUAGGAUAAUUUUGUGUGUUAAGACAAUGGAUUUUCCUAUUUUUAUCACCAGUGUGGGUAAUGGAAAGAAUAUUGAUAUUCUCAGCCAUAGUUUUCCCUUCUGUAAAAUAGGGAUACUUAAUAGGAGCUAUAAUUUGUUGAGUACUUCUUGCCAGAUGCCUUAAUUACAUUAUCUGUAUCCUCUAAGCAACCCUAAAAGAAAAGUAGGCAUUGCUGUCCUAUUUUAUAAACGGGGAAACAGGCUUAUAGACUAUUAACUUGCUCAAAAGUUACACAGUGAGUUUAUGUUCGGGUUAGGUUUUCUGAUGCUGUGUGUUCAUUAUGUUGUCUACUUUAUCUGUGACAGAAAUAUUGUGAGGAUCAAAGAAAAUGACCCUCACAUUUUCCCAAACAAAUUCUAGUUAUAAAUAAUAAGCACACUAGUGGUAACUUAGGCGAAAAAUAAAGAUACAGAACUGCCUCAUAGACUCCCAAACGCAGAAUUAGACAGAACCCAGAAGCCAGAAAGCCAUUUUGGACUCCUAGGCUGGCAUGGGCUGUGCCAUCUGCACAUCCACAUUAUUCUGUCUAUAUUAAAUAAUCUCAAUUUGUCCUGUCAGCCUCUCCAUAGCUCCAAGUGUUACAUGUUAACUAUUCCAGACACAGAGACAAAACCAAACUAGGCCAAGGUGCAUGGUCAUUAGGAUAAACUUGACUCUUGGGUGUUUACCCCUGUGGAUUGGGGUGGGGGGUGCGGGGUGUGGGCAGCGCACAGAUUUUUAUAGAAAGUGUCCACAGAGAAAGCUAAAAUGCCCUGAAAGUUUCCUUUUCUAAAAGAAACGUAACGAAUUAAUAUAGAAUUAAUACGGCUAACUUGUGAAUGUUUACUAAGUGCUUCAUGUGCAUCAUCUCAUUUAAACUCAAGAACCCUAUGAAAUAGUUACCAUCCCCUGACAAUAGAAGCUCAAGGAAGAUGGGUAAUUUGCCUGAGGUCACCGUGUUCUGUUACUGUCAGAAGGAAGAUUCAAACCUACAUUCCUUCAGUUAACACCCAUGGUGCCAGGCAGUGUUCUGUGCGCUGGAUAGUGAAUAACGGGUCUGUUGGUUUGUCUAAAUCUCACGACUACAGCUCUACAUGGAGGCUCAGUGGAUUGCCCAAAGUCACCCAACCAGGGCAUGGCAGAGCUGGAGCCACAGCCUGACCUCUAGCACUAUAUUCUUUGCACUGCACUGUAGCUGCUUCUGAAACAGCCAUGCCAAGGGCACCUGCUAAAGCUAUGUAGAUGGGGCAGCUUCCAGCCUUAGAUUGCUCUGGAGACUUGAUGACUAGUUCUUAUUUUUGGCUCUUUGUGUUCAAAACAGGUGCCUCUCUUGUUGUUAACCUCAGAUGUUAUACUACUAAGAAGGUACCAAAAUACGGCUUUUCCUUCCUCACAUUUGAGAGCCACUCUAGCAUUUUAUUAAGAAGCAAGCCCCAUAUUUCCAAACCCUUUCCAGAAGGCCUGUCUGGUUUUGAGCUGAUCACAUUGACUUCAUAUGCAUAAAGUAUAAAAUAACAUUUCCUGGUGUUAGUGUCUUAUUUGGCACCUCACUGGCUACACCUGUAUAAAAGUGUGGUAUGUACUCUUCAAGCUCCCUGCCUUUUACCAUGGACUAUUCAAGUUUCAGGGUGGGGUUUUGGAGGAUGAUUGUAGAUACCUAACACUAAUUCCCUAUAGUAGUAAAUUCUCCAGAAAGCUCUUUAGGCUGAAACCUUGUCUCUAGAUUUCUUUCUGAUGGCUAAUGUUCUUCUCUGUUUGCAUGAUGACAAAGCGGUGCCCUAAAAACCACCUCAGUACACAUUAAAGGCUAUUAUUAGAAUUAUAAAUCGGGGGCUUGUGCAGUGAGGAUCUAGUUGUCUGAAACCCACUGGCCAAGUUGGAAUAUUUGAGGGUCGAGUAAACACAGAGAGAGCAGGAUUUCAUCCUAAGUUUUCUCAGGGACCUGUCCAACAACACCACUAGAAUUUCCCAGCUUUGUCUUGCAGAGACUCCCUAUGUGUACUCCCACCUCUCAGGUUCACACAGUCCUUUCAGAGGGAGUCCAGCAUUUAUGGAGCACCUCUUGUGAGCCUAGCUGGGUGAUAGAUUUUCCAAUGGAACACCUCAAAAUUGUAAAGAUCUUGCACCUGCUCUCGAGUCAUUUAUAAUCUAAUGGUAGUCUUACUGGUAUGAACAUAGUUGCUUGGUAAUAAAUUCCUCCCAAUGAACUUGUGAUUCAUUUCUAUAUAAAACCAGUUGUCAGGAAGUUGAUUUCUACUCAUGGGGACCCAGAGUAGAACUGUGCUCUGUAGGGUUUUCGAUGACUGAUUUUUUCCAAGUAGAGAGCCACAUGUUUCUUCCCAGGCAUCUCUGGGUGGACAGAAACUUCCAAACUUUCAGUUAGCAGCUGAGUGCCUUAACCAUUUGUACCCCUCUCGCCCAGAGAUUUCUCAUUUAUACAAAA